UGCACGUUUUAGUCAGUAGCACAUGAGCGCUCGUGGAGUAUCCGAGAUAUUUCGUUACCCAAACGGGCGAGGAUGUCAAUUCGUGAUCGACGAGCGACUGUGAGAGGAUCGUCUAACGUCUAAGUCUAAACGCGCGUGCACGUCAUCGAUAUCCGGUAUCGAGGAACGAGCCGGGAAAAAGAGUAUACGCUUGAUGUGAGCGAUAGAAGAAUACGAUUGACACGCACCGCAAUCACGUCAUUGCUCUGCGAGCACGUGGAUGCGGAAUACGUGCCGUCGCGUCUCCCGUUUUCGGACAAGAUCCGCAAGCGAAGAGGCGUUCUACGCAGUGAUCGGAGCAAUAGCUACGCGCUGAAUCGCGCACUGUUCAUCAUCCACAGUCGAGUCGCGUUCACGAGAGAAGCAUCGUGUACUGCCCUUCCUUGUAAUUUUCGCCUGACAGUCGAUAUAUAAGCAAAGUAACUGUUUAGAUACGGAUCUAAAGUUUUAUCUGGAAAAACGAGCACCCGUUUUCGAGUUGUGUUAAAAUAUUUCUCGCCGCAGCGAGAUAUCGGAUUUAUUCCGACGUACGAAAGUACGUCGAUAAAGGAAAUCCGCCUGCGACGCAGUGUGAUCGACAAGCGAUCGAGGAUAAACAAGAGUAGUCUUCACGUUCGCUGGCGAAGCGUGCGGAUUGUGAUGCGAGUCGUCGAUUUCAUCAGAUUUGUAAUUUAAUUGAAGUGAAGUGCACGUGCCCGAAAAUGGUGCCAACACAGCAGGAUAGUCCCUCAAAUUCGGGGAUACCCAUCGUAUUUGGAUCUUUACUGGUUGAUCAAAACUCGCCGACGCCUUAUUCAGAUGCGACUCAGACUAAGAAAAACAAUCCGAACCGGAUCAAAAGGCCUAUGAACGCAUUCAUGGUCUGGUCACAAAUGGAACGCAGAAAAAUCUGCGAGGUACAGCCGGAUAUGCAUAAUGCCGAGAUCAGCAAGAAAUUAGGGAAGAAAUGGAAGCUGUUAUCGGAGGAGGCUAGGCAGCCAUUCAGAGACGAGGCCGAGCGGUUGAGGCAGCUUCAUCAAAAACAAUAUCCAAACUACAAGUACCGACCUAGGAAGAAGACCUCGAAACCCGCGGAAGUCUCCAAGACAAAGGAGAGAAAGAGACCGCGGAAAUCAACGUCAUUAUCAACGUCAUUAUCAACGUCAUUGCCGCUAUCGUCGCCAUCGCCAUCGGCAUCGUCCUCGCCAUCACCAUCUCCGUCACCAUCAUCAUCGUCGUCAUUAUCAACGCCAUCGAACAGCCCGAUGGUGCAUACUUCAUACGUGGCCACCUCUCCAAUGUCGCCGCCAUCAGCGGCACCUGCCGCUAGUCACGCUACCAGAACGAGGAACGAUAACAAUAACAAUAAUACCCAGCAGCAGACCUUGAAGAAGCCGAUGAAGAGGCUGCAGACUUUGCCGAGCGGCAAACCAGUAUCCAGGUUGAACUCUAAGCAAGUCCGAUUGACCUUGGAGACUCUGGAGACACCGCGUAAUACAUUGCACUCUGAUGUGGAUUACACUUCGGCGCCACCCAUAGUGACCGCUAAAGUGCCCACCAGCCCGACCUGCGAUACCCCGGAUUCACCCGAAUCCGCCACUUUCUACGACGAUAACUACUCCUCAGAGUCUGCUCCCACGGUCCAAGCACUCUACAAUGUCAUUCCUGUCAAGAUCAAGCAGGAACCUAAAGUGGAAAUUGAUAACACAAACGAUUUCGCCAGCAAGAAUGUUUUGCCGGACAUAACAUCGGUGAUGCGAACGAACAAUCGCGGAUAUUGCCGCGCGAACUCGACUUGUAGCAUUCGGCAGUCGGCGACGAAUUUCCACAUCAAGGAAGAGAAGCUGAAGGAGACGAUUUUCGGUAUGAAGCGGGAAACGAGUCCGUUCAGGACGUGGUCGCAAUCUAUGCUAAUGGACGCGGCCGUUCCGUCCAACGCGGCGUUACUUACGUCGCAAUCGCCCGUCAUGUCGUCCAUCCCUACGACUACGACGACUGGCACUACGGGAGCCCUUCUUGCCGAUGACUCUUUGCUCACCGACGAUUUUAGCAACAUUGGUUGCCCGGUCAAACUCGAAGAAUUGAUAAACAACGCCGAACUGUCCGACGACCUGUCCGAACUGGCUGAUUUGACGACGAGCAUGGAGGAGAUGGAGGACAUGAAGGACGUAGAUUUCACGUCUAGCACAUCUGACAUCAUGGCCAUACUUCUCAAUCAUAGUGACGAUUGGACCUCGCCAAGCUUUUGAAAAAUCAAAAGAAAGAGAAAAGAGUAACAGAUAAGGAAUGGACGUCGUUAUUCAUCUUCGGUUUGUAUGCAAUGCUUUUUUCACGGAGGAUAAUUGUUAAUGUAUUUGUCAACCGCGCGGGUUCCUGUCCUCAAGAUGGACGCGAGUCUUCUCCGUGAAGAGGAAGAGAAGUUUUCGCGAUGCUCCGCGAGCAUCUCGCGUACCAAUCGAUUCGAAGUUCUCGGCUGAACGUGUUGGCGAGGACACGAUAACGCGCGUUAUCGCGAUUAUUGCAUUCGUCGAGCUUUUUUUCUUCUACGCAAAUCACACAUGCUCGAUUUUCGAUCGAAUGUAACGUCAUUCGCCAUCGCGUGUCUUCGUCUUUUGUACUUUGCGCUCGAGAAGAUAUUGCUCUUCGAAAAUGUACGCCUCCACAAUUUUUUUCUCGAAUUGACGCGCCUCGUGGUUUUCGUGUCGCUUUUGUAUUUAAUGCAGGUGAGUGUUUGCGAGACCGAUCAUUAUAUUGAGUCGGGAUGUCUCUUCGAGGAGAAAGAGAUAUGAUCGUUUGGGUUACGGUUAACUUCGACCGUAUAAUCUUUUCGGAUAGCGAGAUAUUCGUAGAAUGAUAAUUAGCAUGUAUAAGCCAUUAAGAUAAAUUCAAAAGAUAGGCCAUUACAUGGCCUCGUUUCAUCAUUCUUUACUUUCUUGGAAAAAUUUCUGGAAAAUAUUUAGGAUUCUCUUCAUUAUCUCGCUAUGUAUAGGACCGGAAGAGAGAUAGUCAACGCGCAUAUUUCAAUUUAAUAGAUAUCUUUGUUUUGCGAACACUCUUUCAACGCCAUGAUUGCAACAUCUCAGAGAUUUGAUGCUUGUCAGUGCUGAACUUUUUUUACGAACUAGUCCGCCAAUAUUAAAUUUUUAGAUAUUUAAAGCUGGUAUUAGAUGUUUGCAUUGGCUCUUUUCGUAUUUUCAAUAUCAGUACAGCGCAAGAUUGGCAAAGUUUUUACUUGGCAAAGAAUCGAUUAUUGGUCGUUGAAAAAAAAGGAAAAAAAAAAAAAACAAAAACGAACGACAGCCACGAUGAGUGAUAUUUUCGAGAUCCAGAUGUUUUUUUUUUGUA
This is a messenger RNA of Cataglyphis hispanica, 3363 nucleotides long. RefSeq lists its product as uncharacterized. The record is from RefSeq and is a predicted model, not a curated record. The transcript has 2 exons. Gene Ontology annotation, molecular function: DNA-binding transcription factor activity, RNA polymerase II-specific; RNA polymerase II cis-regulatory region sequence-specific DNA binding. NCBI's taxonomy places the organism in Eukaryota, Metazoa, Arthropoda, Insecta, Hymenoptera, Formicidae. Gene Ontology annotation, biological process: regulation of DNA-templated transcription; anatomical structure morphogenesis; cell differentiation. The coding region runs from base 741 to 2267 and encodes 508 amino acids.